Lolium rigidum is the source of this 2754-nucleotide messenger RNA. Its product is annotated as transcription factor MYB3R-1-like. The coding region runs from base 1 to 2754 and encodes 917 amino acids. The transcript is spliced from 13 exons. Gene Ontology annotation, biological process: regulation of DNA-templated transcription. NCBI's taxonomy places the organism in Eukaryota, Viridiplantae, Streptophyta, Magnoliopsida, Poales, Poaceae. Gene Ontology annotation, molecular function: RNA polymerase II cis-regulatory region sequence-specific DNA binding; DNA-binding transcription factor activity, RNA polymerase II-specific. Gene Ontology annotation, cellular component: nucleus. The record is from RefSeq and is a predicted model, not a curated record.
AUGACAAGCGAUAAAGGAAAGGCUUCGAAGAAGGCUGGAGAUGCUUCUGGACAGCCAUCUACUCCUCAAGAAGGGAAAGUCAGCAAUGAGCCACAGAGGCAACGGUCGCUCAAUGGGAGGACUACUGGCCCCACACGACGCUCAACCAAAGGAAAUUGGACACCUGAAGAGGAUGAUAUAUUGUCCAGAGCAGUUCAGACUUACAACGGGAAAAAUUGGAAAAAGAUAGCGGAAUGUUUUCCUGAUAGAACCGAUGUACAAUGCCUGCACAGAUGGCAGAAGGUUCUAAAUCCUGAGUUGAUCAAAGGGCCAUGGUCCAAAGAAGAAGAUGACAUCAUUAUUGAGAUGGUACAGAAAUAUGGUCCAAAGAAAUGGUCAACCAUUGCUCAAGCUUUGCCAGGACGUAUAGGAAAGCAAUGUCGGGAACGGUGGCACAAUCAUCUGAACCCUGGCAUAAACAAGGAUGCAUGGACUCAAGAAGAGGAAAUUACUCUCAUACAUGCCCAUCGAAUGUACGGAAACAAAUGGGCUGAGUUGACAAAGUUCUUACCGGGAAGGACUGACAAUUCGAUAAAAAAUCACUGGAACAGUUCUGUAAAGAAGAAAAUUGAUUCAUAUAUGUCAGCAGGUUUACUUGCUCAAGUCUCGUGUCUCCCACUUAUUGAACACCCUGCGAAUUUUAACUCCUCACCGGCGAUGACCCAACAAAACAGUGAAGAUAGUGGCAGCAAUGCUGUCAGGGAGAAUGGAAAUUCGGCCCUGAGCUCUGAUUUACGACUAAAUGUUGAUCCCAGCAAGAUAGAAACACAUGAUUCUCAAUCUCUUAUGUGUGAGGAAGCAUGCUAUGCUUCCACCGAGGGUGUUGCAUCUGCUUUGUCUGAGGAUUUCGAGAUGGAAAUUGAUGAAGCACCAAGUAACUCUGUGUUUGUAGAUAACCAGACAAUCUGUAGCACAUCGAACAAUGAUAGAUCUGUGUUACAGUAUGAGAUAGCACCAGAUAUGCCUAUCUCAGUACUAACAAGCAUUUCUGGAGCUGAGGAAAAAGUACAUUACAUUUCUGAGGCUGACUUCAGCAGUCCUAAUUGUUUCAAACCAGAACUUUGGCAAGAUAUUUCCUUCCAGAGUCUUCUUUCUGCACCUGAUAUAGUUGAUGAGGAUUCUUUUUCAAGACUAGGUCACCAGUCAGAUGCAUAUUCCUCUAAAGAGGACACCAAUUUUGGGGCACCACCCGAACCAUCACAUGCAUCAGAUCCGUCCAGUCUGAUGGUGACUGCGUAUGGCCAGGGUCCGAUGAUGUCAUUACCACAAUCUCUUAUCUGUUCAAAUGAUUUGUCUGAUGCACCUGAUGAAGAGUCGAGAGAGAUGCCAGUUUCUGGAUCCGAGAUGGUUGUAUACACGCAUGAUUCUCUUGGUGAUUCUGAGCAGCCUGUUAAUCAUGGCAGCAGUGAUGGUGGACAUGAUGCUUCUGCAAUUAUUGAAAGGAUGCCGGAAAAUGGGGACAAGCAGUUGACUGAUGCUGAAGAACCAUCAUUGGCACAGAGUGAGGCUGCAUCAGAUGGAAAGCAAGAUAAGGGAGCCCUAUUCUACGAACCUCCUCGCUUCCCAAGCAUGGAUGUUCCAUUUGUCAGUUGUGAUCUUGUAACUUCCGGCGAUCUCCAAGAAUUUAGUCCCCUUGGCAUUCGUCAGUUGAUGCGCUCAACAAUGAAUGUAACGACUCCAUUGAGAUUGUGGGGCUCCCCUCCACGCGAUGAAAGUCCUGAUGUUGUGUUGAAGAGUGCUGCCAAAAGCUUCAUAAGCACACCAUCUAUAUUAAAGAAACGACCAAGAGAUCAAUCAUCCCCGACUCCAGAUAAAAGAAUUCAGAAAAAAUCCGAGACCGAAAAAGAUCACACAAUUGCUACCAAAUCCCUUUUUGGCACUGAUCGAUCUACCUCUUUUCAAUCUCUGGAGAAGAAACUAGAAUUUUCUUAUGAAAGCAAGGAAUUUUUUUGCGAAACAAGUGAGAUGCCAAAAGAUGGACAAAAUGCAUUGAACAGCCAUCCUUUCAAUGAGCAUGCGAGAGCGGAACAAUGUUCCACUUCAAAUAUGGUCAAUACUAAAGAUGAUCUUCCAGAAAAUUUUCAACCUUCAGGUGUUCUUGUUGAGCACAAUGACAAUGUCAUCCAUGAUCAUGGCGCAAAUGUCAUGGAUCAGAAAAUGAACACAAAUCCUGAAGCUUUAUCUGCCUGCAAGGAAAGAACAUGUGUUAAAUCAAAGUCCACAGAACUCAUUGCUGAGAAAUCUUCACCUUGCAUUCAUAUGGAUUAUGAAUAUGUGAACAUAUUGGCUGAUACCCCUGGUGUCAAAAGAGGAUUGGAAUCUCCUUCGGCUUGGAAGUCUCCUUGGUUUAUCGAUAUGCAAUAUAAGGGGUCCUACUUUGUCAGCCCAGCAGAUACAACCUACGAUGCAUUAGGAUUGAUGAAACGGAUAAAUGUGCAGAGUGCUGCUGCUUUUGCGGAUGCCCGUGAGGUCCUGGCAAGUGGCAGUCGAUGUGACAGCAAAGAUUUUGAUAAGGAAAACAAGGAAAACAUAGAUGCCGAGAACGAAACGGGGACUAGCAAGACACAAACAAAAAUCAUGGCUGAGGCAAGAGUCCUUGACUUCAAUGAGUGCGCCACACCAGUAAGAACAGCAGGCAACACCGUCGGCACCGGCCUGUCAAGAUCUCUCAGCUCUCCUAUUCCUUCCUCCCACCUCCUGAAAAGUUUGCGAUAG